Molecule: messenger RNA, 3642 nt
Organism: Neoarius graeffei (lesser salmon catfish)
Lineage: Eukaryota; Metazoa; Chordata; Actinopteri; Siluriformes; Ariidae
Exons: 3
Coding region: 1334-2800 (488 amino acids)
Molecular function (GO): zinc ion binding
Source: RefSeq, a predicted model, not a curated record
UAUAAUUCAGAAUUCAUUGUUCCAUCAAUGAUGGCAAGCCAUCCUGGCCCAGAUGCAGCAAAACAGGCCCGAACCAUGAUACUACCACCACCAUGUUUCACAGACGGGAUAAGGUUUUUAUGCUGGAAUGCAGUGUUUUCCUUUCUCCAAACAUAACGCUUCUCAUUUCAACCAAAAAGUUCUAUUUUGGUCUCAUCCGUCCGCAAAACAGUUCGCCUCAUCUCCUCGGAGAAAUCCUUGAAACUGGAACAAAAGGGUGCAUUGGAAUCCCAGACCGCUGUUCCCCACUCUCUGGCCUUACCGGUGAGGAGCGUUAUUGUAUAUGCUACCCGGGAGCAUUCUGUGGGGAAGGCCAGAGGUUGCAGCUCUAGGAUCAAUGAACAUUGAGACAGAAACGAUCUGCAAGUACCUGGUUCUCCCUUGUAGGGCUGAGGCGCUGAAAGUCUCGGUUCGUGGAGAAAGGCGGUGGCAGGAGCUGACGUAGGACACGGCUGAGCAGGGGUAGACACAGCUUGACAGCGCUGCAUCUGCAUCGUAAGAAGGUUGAAUGCGUUGGACAGGGUGGCGAGGUUCUGGGUAAUUUGUUGUAGGUCUUGUUGGUGGGUCUCGAGGAGAGUCGCUUGCUGCUGGAUGGCCAUUCUCAGAUGGGCGAGUUCUGCUGGAUCCAUGUUGGCCAGAAUGUACUGUUAGGGUGGGUGGAGGUAUGGUGAAGUUCGGAUCCAAACAGAACACAGACAGUAAUCCAAUAAAUAAGAUGAUUUAAUACAGGGAAGAAAGGGCGUGGCAAAAGGUAAACAAACAGGACAAAAAACAAAUGGCAAAAAUAGUCCGGGCAAAAUGAGAACAAACAACUUGACAAAAACAUGAGACAGGCAAAGACAAAAAUGCUAGCGCAAAAAACCCUGAACAAGAAAAGACCCUUAGUGCAAGAAACCAUGAAUCAGAAAUAACCCUUAGUGCAAAAAAACAUGAACCAGAAAAACGCUAGUGCAAAAACCAUGAACAAAAGAAAAUCGCUAGCGAGGAAAAACCAUGAGAAGCAAGAGAGGCACAGAAACGGCUAGAGAAGCAAACGAGAUGUUCUGGGAAGGUCUGAGUCUGAGAACGGCGUAUUUAUAAGCAGUGGUGAAAACCAGAACGUGAAUGCAGGUGAGAAGGAAUUCCUGUCCCGGAUCCGGAUCGGCGCUGGCGUGAGAGAUCCGUAAUCUCCGGAGUGGUUGUCCGGGGCAGAGUAUGACACACUCCUCACAAAGUCUACUUUAUAGACCCCUUCGCAUGUUUGUAAACAAAUCGACCGUUGCUAGGAUGCGCGUGCAGCCUGGACUCAGAAACAAUGGCGCUGCCCAUAGACCGGCAUUAUGAGCGGUCAGAUUAUGCAAAACAAUUGUCGUUACAAGAUCAAGAAUGCUACAUAAAUAAGUUAACUCUAACAAGUGGACAUCGCCUACCGGAUCCGUAUUUAAUUAAAGAGUGGACGGACGAUGUUAGUAAGUUCCCUGGUAUACAAUGGCCAGAUAUAUACUCGUACCUUAUUGACAAGACUUCAGUGUACACCCACGAAAAACUUCGUGCCUACAAGUCUUUAGAUGCAUAUGAUUAUGUUAUGUGCGGGCAUGUACAGAACGUGUUUUACACCGAAAUUGAUGAAAACUUCUGUGCUCUGAAGUCAAAAAUCUUACCAAGUCAGCAUCAAGGUCAGAAGGUUGCUAUGUAUGAAGCCUGGGUGGUAUACAACAAGCUGGAAGGCUACGUUUUGACAGCCAAUUGCACAUGUAUGGCAGGGCUUGGGUCAUGCUGCAGCCAUGCAGCUGCAAUUUUAUUCAAAGUCAAGGUUAUUGUAAGAAUGGGAAGGACAGAGAAAGCAGCAGUCACGUCUGGAGAGUGUGUGUGGAAAGACCUGAGCAAGAAAGAAGUUCAGCCAGCUCCGUUGAGGGAAAUAAGAUUCAACAAAACAAAGAAGCCAGGCAGGCAACUUCCAGAUAGGUGUACUUCAGCAGCUGUUAGAAAUACGACCACGACAGUCAGAGAGUUGACAGAUGAUGAUAUAAAUGAAUUACGGAUUAUGGCACCUGGAGCAGCAGUAUUGACGAGUAUGGACAAUAGUGAUACGGACACCGCAUCAUCCGACUCUGGCACUGAGGAAGAUGAAGACCUACCUGAGCCCUUGACUUCAUUAUUUAACAUCUCAUUCAGAGACCUGUCACCAGAGGAAAUGGAGGUAAAAUGUGAGGAAACCUUCCUCAGGCUAAAAUCUAGACUGCUGCCUCGUCAUUGUGAGCGGGUAGAAUUUGUGUCACGGCAGCAGUCAGAAUCUUCAGAAUGGCUGAGCUAUAGGGCUGGUCGGAUAAGGAGCACCAGAUUUCACCGCUGUGUGACCACAGAUGAAAAUAUCAGCAAAGCAUACCUAAUGGACAUAAUGCAGUACAACAAAACACAGCUAAAUGUGCCAUCUGUUCUCUGGGGCAAGUCUAUGGAGGAAAUGGCCAGACAGACAUACACUGCAGUUAUGGCACAAAGCCAUGAAGGCUUCAGUGUCAGCUCCUGUGGCUUAGUGAUACGGCCCUCUGAUCCAUACCUUGGGUCCUCACCAGAUGGCAUCACACAAUGUACAUGCUGUGGCAAAGGGGUCUUAGAAAUAAAGUGUCCUUACAAAUACUGUGAUGGCCUCCAGGGAAGCACAGAGGACACACAAUUCUGUCUGGACAAAUCACACAUUUUGAAAAAUUCACACCCCACGGGCGAUUGCUCUAAGACAACGAGGGAGGCUCAGCCUCCUCUAAAAAUGACGAACAUCGUGUAGAUGAAUUGUGCUAGGCUUAUGUUAUAGCCAACCUUAUAACAUUGCUAUUUCAGAUCCAGAAUCAUAGAAAUACAUGUGCUCAACCCAACUACAGUGUGAAAUCAUUCCGUUAUAACUUUCCCCAGUUCGCCUAAUGUGUGCGUGAGUUUUUCCCCCUCGUGACAGCGCGAUGCAGCCCAGCCUCAGUGCACUUCAAUGGCAUUUGGGAGCUAUGCACUUGACAAUCUCAAAAUGCAAGACGGUUAUUGGACAAAUACUGCGAAAAUGCCCGCCCACGGAGUCUCACGGACUCCCAGCCUCAGUGGACUUCAAUGGCAUUUGGGAGCUAUGCGCUUUUCAAUCUCAAAAUGCAAGACAGUUAUUGGACAAAUACUGCGAAAAUGCCCACCCACGGAGUUCCACGGACUCUCAGCCUCAGUGGACUUCAAUGGCAUUUGGGAGCUAUGCGCUUUUCAAUCUCAAAAUGCAAGACAGUUAUUGGACAAAUACUGCGAAAAUGCCCGCCCACGGAGUCCCACGGACUCCCAGCCUCAGUGCACUUCAAUGGCAUUUGGGAGCUAUGCGCUUGUCAAUCUCAAAAUGCAAGACGGUUAUUGGACAAAUACUGCGAAAAUGCCCGCCCAUGGACUCCGAGCCUCACAGUGGGAGGGACAUGGCAGUUUCCGCGAGGAGACUGGUGAUUGGUGAAAGCGGCCAGAUAUUUUCUUUGAUUGACAGCUCGUUUCAAAUAUAGACAGGCAGCGGUGAAUUUCAGUUCAGUCCCAUGCAGAUUUGCAAGUGCUGUAUUGUAAGAGAUCAGCUUACAUUUCGAUUUCAUUCAUUACAUACGGUUUCUACCAGCU